AUGCUGCGUCACUCGCUGCGUCUCCUGCCGCGCGCCGCACCGCGCUUCGCCAGCGCAGUGCGCGCAUCGCCGGCGCCGCGUGCGCUGCGUGCGCCGCAAUUGCCGGCCUUCGCACAGCAGCAGCAGCGGCGCGCGGCCAGCAGCACAACGCCCACCAGCUCGCUCGCCGACCCGGCAGAGCUCGAGAGCCAGAAGGCCCUCGAGCAGGGCACGGAGGCGCUGGAGCGCGGCGACAUGGACGAGGCAAAGGCAGCCUACGCGCGCUCCCUCGCCAUCCACCCUUCCUCCUCGGCGCACUUCAACCUCGGCGUCGUGCACUACCACGGCCGCGACCUGUCCGCAGCCAUUGGCGCAUGGGAGGCGGCGCUGGCGCUGGCGCCCGACUCGCCCGAUGCGCACACCAACAUUGCCAGUGCCUACGUGCUGAGCAAGCCGGCGCGACCGGAUCUGGCCGUUGAGCACCUCAAGAAGGCGCAGGCUCUCGCUCCGAAAGACCCGGAGAUCGCUUACAACCUGGCCGCCGUGCUGGAGGCUUGCGAGCAGCUCGAGGAGGCCAUGGUCGCCUACAAGCGUUCUCUCGCAGGAGGCAUCGGGCGCGCCGAGCAGAACAUCCGCAAUGUCGGCGCCAAGAUCCUCGCGGCGAAAGUGGCCAACGAGACGGCCGAGGCGGAAGACGGCGACGUGGCAAAGACGAUUGGCCAGGCGCUGGAGUCGGAGAUCAAGGCGCAGGAGCAGAAGGGCGACGGCGAGGCGAGGGAAAAGCAAUAG
Molecule: messenger RNA, 768 nt
Organism: Tilletiopsis washingtonensis
Lineage: Eukaryota; Fungi; Basidiomycota; Exobasidiomycetes; Entylomatales
Product: TPR-like protein
Exons: 5
Coding region: 1-768 (255 amino acids)
Biological process (GO): protein O-linked glycosylation
Molecular function (GO): protein N-acetylglucosaminyltransferase activity; protein binding
Source: RefSeq, a predicted model, not a curated record